CUAGAUCUGGAAUCCACAAUUCCAGUCGGUUCUAGUACGUCCCUUGACUCUGCGAAGCUAGGCAGCAUGGCUCCCAGUUCGCGGAUCGUUUCCCUGCUAAUUACCUGCAGCCUUACCGUUUUCGUAACUUAUCCGGCCCGCGGGGCUGAAAUAUCGUCGAAAAUUGACCUCGACGAGGAGCUGACCACACCGCCGUCCACCUUAAGCACCUCCGUGCUGAAGGCGUACGUCGACAUCAAUCAGGGCGGAGGACUCGGCCCUAAACCCCAACGAAUCUCUUCGAAACAGCCGCCACGUGGAUUCAGACAACCCGCAGGGAAGCCGGCCAAUAACCAUGAGGACGAUGACGACGAGAACGAGUUCGUCAGCAUCGAUGAUCUGUUCGAGGGAAACAGGCAGCAGAUUCAUCAGAACCCUUUGACUGGUUCACCCGCCGCCAACCGUCAGGGAUUUUACGGAACUGAGUCUGGAGUUAGGCCAACGAUUAUAAACAACAUUCACGUAACAAUAAACGCCAACAACUCCGGGCCCGGAGUGAACGGCUGCAAAAAUGGCGUCUGUGACGUCAGGGUAUCCUCGAAACCCGACGCCGAGGGAAACGUGAUAACAAAUGUUCACCUGAGCGUCGUCACCAAGUUGAAUAAGCCGCCGGUGCAGGUUACCGAUGUUCCUGUGAUUGAAGGAACGGCGGGAUUACCAAGUCCCGAUUUCGAUCAGCUCCCGGCUUUUCACUUUGUCGAUCAAAAUGUUCGGCAUACUGGCUCCUUCUUCGACAACAACAUUCCUCAGAUUCCAAUUCACAGACAGGACGUUGACUCCUGGUAUCACCAGCCGCAACCCCUUUUUCAGAGAGCCAGACCCGUUUGGUAUUACGGGAGAAAUUUGGACCGAGGUUUCAAAGAGUCUCGCGGAUCUUGGCAAGGCCCUCGUGGGUGGACGGAGACCGGAAAUUGGGGAAUUAUUGACGAUAAAAUCGAACCACCCCUCAGCAAAACGAAACUCAGCAACGAACGGGAUUGACGGAGACUUUCCCAAGUGAUUAGAAGUGUCUAUUUUACGCAUUUCAUUAAAUGACUUACUCAUUCUUCAUUUUAUUCAUUCUUGACGUAGGUGUAAUACCUGCAUGGUAGUAAUAACGGUAAUCAAUAAGACAUGAUAUUAAAUAAAAACCUGAUUGACUUA
Neodiprion virginianus is the source of this 1182-nucleotide messenger RNA. RefSeq lists its product as uncharacterized. NCBI's taxonomy places the organism in Eukaryota, Metazoa, Arthropoda, Insecta, Hymenoptera, Diprionidae. The record is from RefSeq and is a predicted model, not a curated record. Bases 67 to 1020 code for a protein of 317 amino acids. The transcript has 3 exons.